UUUAUAUCUAAUUAGUUUACUAAUUGGAGAUGUAAAAUAUGAUCUUAAACAUGUGUUUACUUAUGGAUAAAUUGAUUAUUGUCCAUAAAAUAUGGAAAAGACAUAUAUUAACUUUAAAUAAAAAGUAUUUUUAUGCAAAUAUUGCGAUUAAUAGCAAACAAUAUAAACUUAGCAACUAGAAAAUGGUUAGGAGCUUAGCCUAUGUCAAUCAUGUAAUAGUUAAUACUUUUCUAAUUGUUUUGCUUAUUAUUCUGAAUUAAGGGAAGGUUAUUGGAGAAAGUCAUACUCUCUUAAUAAAAAUGAAAUUGUCCCUUGUACGAUAUAACCAUAAAAUUGCAUUGGAGGUUAUGAGUUAGAGAAUAAUUUAUGUUACUAAGGUCACAUAGGACCUUAAUGCUUAAACUGUGAUAUAAAAGGAUAAUAUUGGGGUAGCUAGUAUUCUUCAUAUGGUAACUUUUCCUGUACCAAAUGUAGUGAUAUCAAAAAAAACACUUUAAAAAUUUUUAUUAUAAUUGUAUUAAUUCUAAUGAGCAUAGGAAUUAUCAUAAUUAGUACUUUUAAAAGCUUAUAAAACUAGAUUUUAGCACUAUAUCUUUCAAAAAUGAACCUAUUUUACAUUGAAAAAAGUCUUCUUCUAUAAAAUUUAGCAUCUAUUUAUGUCAAGCUACUACUGUUUAAUUUUUCAAUCUAUCAAACUUCUAAUGGAUUUACUAAUAUUGAUAUUUUUAAUUCUAUCAAGGAUGCUUCAAUAUCAUUAGUUGAUCCUCUAAACUCAUAGAUAAUUUCUAUAGAUUGCUUGCUUAUCCAAAUUAACCCUAAUUUAUAAAGCAUUGGAUUUGCUAAUGUUAUUCUUUACUCAAUACUACCCUGUUUCUUAUUUUUAUUUGCUAUUCUUGUUAUAUUAAUAAUUAUGCUAGUAAAGAAGUAGAACAAUAAAAAAAGAUAGCUUUAUAGAAUGCUGAUUUCCUUUUAGUACAUUUUUAUAAUAAUAUUUAAUCCUAUUUUCAUAUAUAUAAGCUUAGAAAGCUUUUUUUGUCUGAACUUGUACCAAGAUAAGUACUACUCUUUGAUAGAUCUUAGCCUUGAGUGUUCUUAAAGUGAUUAUUUGAGUAGAAUUAGGUCAAUUACUAUUCCUAUUUUUGUUAUAUUCGUUAACAUCAUCCCAAUAGUUAUGUUUUCUAUAAUAUUCUUUAAUAGGCAAAAAUUAAAUAAAAUAAAAAUAACUCUGUCGUUUGGAUUUUUUUAUAAAGAAUACAAAAAGCAACAUUACUACUGGGAAUUUGUGAGGUUAAUUAUGAAAUUAAUUCUAGUAUCAAUUAGUAUUGGUUUUAAAUAGUAUGCUUUUAUUUCAGGAAUAAUAUAAACACUAUUUCUGUUUAUAUAUUAUUCUG
Molecule: messenger RNA, 1391 nt
Organism: Tetrahymena thermophila SB210
Lineage: Eukaryota; Ciliophora; Oligohymenophorea; Hymenostomatida; Tetrahymenidae
Product: transmembrane protein, putative
Exons: 1
Source: RefSeq, a predicted model, not a curated record